GACUGUACAAUACGGUGAAGGUGAAGCGCGUGUAUGUCGUCGACUGUGCAAGUUUCGGCAGUUUCGCUAUGUCAGAACAAAGUUCAAACCACACGAAGGUGAGCGACGAGCCUGUCGUGGAAAAGGCCGCGUUGAACGAGCCUGUUGAUGAAGACCUGGACAAUCUGCUCGACAGUGCACUGCAGGACUUUGAGAAGCCAACACCCACACAUGACAAUGAUGCGGCCAAAAGCCAGGUGCGGCAAGAUGGCAACUUGGCAGAACCGCUCGUGGGUGAUGAGAGGCAGCAUCCGUGGACAGCUGAGUUCGGCCAGUUUGCGGAUGUGAUGCAGGGUCUGUUGCAGGAGGACCCACAGCUGCAGGAGCAGUUCAGCCGCAUCGCACAGAGUGCCAACCGGGCCGCCUCUGCUGCCUCGGAUGAGGAGUUUUCUGCUACGCUGAAUGAAACCUUGCGGAACAUCUCGGACACAGCCCUUGCUUUUGGGGACCCGCCCACUGAGGACGAGCUGUCACGGCUGGUCGGCUCACUGGGUCUCGAGGGUGGCCCCAAUGGUGGCGGGGGGGAUGUCCCCGGCCUGGUCUCCAUGAUGCAGGGCAUGAUGCAGAACCUGCUCUCCAAGGACCUCCUCUACCCAGCACUGAGGGACAUUGUCGACAAGUACCCCGACUGGCUGGCUGACAAGCGGCCCUCGCUGGCGGACGAGGAGUAUGAACGGUACAACCGGCAGUUUGGCCUCAUGCGGCAAGUGUGUGAGGAGUUUGAAGCGGAGCUGAGCUCGGAUGCGGCCGAGGUCAAACAGGCACGCUUUGAGCGUGUGCUCAGCCUCAUGCAGAAGAUGCAAGAGUGUGGACAUCCACCUAAAGAGCUGGUCGAAAUUGGCCCUGACAUUGGCCUGGAUGGGCGUGCCCCAGGAAUGCCCGAGCAGUGUGCAGUAAUGUGACUCUGCUCUUGUUCAUCAGGGGCCCUGGCUGUCUGCACCUUGUGCAAUAUUCAUUACAAUGCAAGCAUCAGUAUUUUUGGAGACAGUGCAUUCCACUACAGGCUCUUCGGAUGCAGUGCUAGCUUUUCUGCAUCUUCGUUGUGGUGCGGAGUGCUCCAGCUGGUGGUUUAUAUAAGUAUGUUCACAAAGUUGAAAUGCCACUAGAGAUCACAUGCGUGUGGCACCAGCAGUCAGCGACUGUGUUUUAGUUCAUUCCCGCUGCUGCAAUGAUCAGUGUACAUUCAAAGGGAAUAAAUUUUGUAUAUGUUGUC
Messenger RNA from Dermacentor silvarum, 1252 nucleotides. It is a transcript of the gene Pex19, whose product is annotated as peroxisomal biogenesis factor 19. Lineage: Eukaryota; Metazoa; Arthropoda; Arachnida; Ixodida; Ixodidae. Gene Ontology annotation, biological process: protein import into peroxisome membrane. The transcript has 8 exons. Gene Ontology annotation, cellular component: peroxisome; peroxisomal membrane. Bases 69 to 941 code for a protein of 290 amino acids. The record is from RefSeq and is a predicted model, not a curated record.